This is a messenger RNA of Oncorhynchus nerka (sockeye salmon), 11792 nucleotides long. RefSeq names its product retinitis pigmentosa 1-like 1 protein. Gene Ontology annotation, cellular component: axoneme. Gene Ontology annotation, biological process: intracellular signal transduction; retina development in camera-type eye; photoreceptor cell development. The record is from RefSeq and is a predicted model, not a curated record. Lineage: Eukaryota; Metazoa; Chordata; Actinopteri; Salmoniformes; Salmonidae. The coding region runs from base 327 to 11762 and encodes 3811 amino acids. The transcript has 4 exons.
UUGUUUGCUCGUUAAUUUGGUCACAGUGUGUAUUGGGGAGAGUAUGGCUAAAGCCUGAUUUGGAUUUUUCAAGCAGUUUGUUUUCUCUUUUCUGCUAGGAUUGGGAUCAUGAUUGCUGUUGAAAGCUGUGGGCGAGUGGGAGGAACACAGUUAUCAUGUGGACCACCAGCCCCUAAACAACCAGCCAGUUUAACCAUGACACCCACUUGCCUGCGCUGACCUGCCCCCCCCACCCCACCCCCCCUCCUCAUUUUUCUCUACACACCUUUGUCGAGAGGCGUGGACUAACCGGGAAAUAAUAGCAGUCGGACAGGAAGUAAACAAAGAUGUCUUCCCACAAGCGCAGAUUCCAGUGCUUCGAUGCCAUCUCGGACGAGGGCGGCCACCACCACCACUCCAAACCCUCGCUCCCCUUCGGGCUGCGUUCUGCCCCCGCGCCUCCCCCCAGGAGAGCCACCCAUGGUGGGGAUACCAUUCACCAGGAGACCCUGGAGGAUUGGGGGUGUUACCUGUGCGCCCAGGCCACAGAGGCCAGAGAGGAGGCCCAGAGAGAGGCCCAAAGAGAGGCCCAAAGAGAGGCAUCAGCCUGGUACCUCCCUCCGGUCCACCCACACUCCCACCAUCACCACCCUCAGCAGUAUGUUCGCAGGCGGCCGGUCCGGCCUGAGGAGGUCCCUGCUGAGCCCUCUUGCCACCACCACCACCUCCACAAGAAGGUGGUGCUGGUGAAGAAUAGCGACCCCUCUGUUCGGAGGACCAUCGUGCUCCAUCGCAAGACCCUCCGCAGCCUGAGCCUGUUUCUGGAGGAGCUGUCAGAGUUCAUGCAGUACCACAUCAGGAAGCUGUACACUCUGGAGGGACGCAAGAUCGACAGUGUUCAGGGUCUCCUGCAGUGCCCCAGUGUGUUGAUUUGUGUGGGCCGUGAGCCCUCCCAUCCCAUCCUUCUGGAGAACUUCCGGAAAAACUCAGAUGACAAACUUCCACGACUGCGGCCAAAGUCACUGGGACGCUCCAGCAUGGCCAGUGAAGGACAGGAGAGUAAGAAAAAUGGCGGUUUAGGACUUGAGGCAAAGAAAAGUGUCAUCCACUUAAGAUCUGAAUUCAACAACCGGUCAGCCAGGCAUUCCAUAUCAUCGGACAAAUCACUCCCACCAAUCAACUCUACAUCCCCAGCCCACGUAGGCCCAUGCCCUCAUUCAGGUGAAGGCUUGAUGGAAGACGACAUCGAGAAAAGGGUACUAGUCAACAAAGAUGGCAGCUUGUCAAUGGAAAUGAAAGUGCGUUUCCGACUACUGAAUGACGAGACGCUGCAUUGGUCCACACAAGUAAAGAAGUCAGUAGGAACGAACAAUGAAUACCUCCAAGGAUACCAUGAUAACUGCUCUCUACAGCAGAGUAGUGUGGAAAGCUGUUCAGAGUCGGAGCCCCUUUCACCAGGCGAGGCUGACGAUGCCUACAUCACCAAACUGCACCAGAAGCAUCUGGACGUCCCUCACUGUCAGCACUGCUGUGGCCACUGCCAGGACAAUGAGAUCAGGAAGACCCAUAUUGCGGGGGGGCAGAGGACUGUACGCCACGUCACCUCCUCCAGCUCCAGUGCCUCCUCACACACCAUUGUAUGUAAAGAAGGAUCCGUGGAGACUAUGUCCAGUGAGGAGAUCACCGAGCACGUGGUGGAGAAGACUGCUUGCUUUCAGCAGACUGUGGAGGAAGGGGGCGACUCCAUGGUGGAGUACUGCACCAUCAGCCGCGGCUGCAGCAGGAGCGAAGUGCACUCGACAACAACGUCCGCCAAGAGUAGGACUAGGGUUUCCACUGAGGACAAGAGCAAGAGCCUUGGCAUGAAUGAAUGCAUUGACAUUACAACCCAGGCAUCAGAUAAAAAUGAGCCUACAGCUGAUAGUUCAUCCUCCGCUUCCUCCAAGGAGUCUCAGCGCGAGUUCAGCGUCAAGAUCACUGAUGCAGAGGAAGAGGAUCGGCCUGUGUCUGCUGUUAGUCUUUCCUCUCAGAUCCUGGCAUCGCUCAGUGAAGACCAGGACGAUGAGGAAGACAGUCUUCCACCAAGUAUUUCGAGAGCGUGUGCAUGUUCUCAGAAUAGCAAUGCAGAAGAAGAGGAACCCACUAGAAUUGCUGUUUUGAACUCACCUAUAGCAACACCUAUGCAACAUUUAUCUCCCAGGCCUCCGAGUAGCAAGGGAUCUUCUGUGCGCUCUACCAAGUCCAAGAAAUCAAUCAAAGUUGUUUCUCUGGCACCAUCAAAUGGACAAAAUGACCAAGAAUCAAAAAAGUGUGAAUGUGAAGGAUCUGAUGAAGCAGUAGAAACAAUGGAAGAUGACAAAGAAAAUCCUGAAACUGCAGUAGAAGAAGAGAGUCAAGAAACGAACCCUUCAGAGGACACUGAAAACAAAGACCCAGAAACAAAGGAGAGAGCAAAGUCUGUCAAAUCAAAUGUCUCUACCAGAUGUAGGAAGUCCAACGUUGGGGAGAAAGGAGUUAAUUCAGGAGAGCGAUCAUCAAGUGCCAUGUCAGUCAAAUCAAAUGCCUCAGCAAAGUCAAGGAAGUCCAAUGUUUCAGCUGUAGAAGACGUAGAUUUACAGGAAUAUCCAACAGACAAAAGAUCCUCAAGUGUCUCAACAAGAUCUCAGUCCAAAAUGUCCGAAGCUGAAGAAAACGUUACACCGGAAGAAUACGAAAAAACAGCAUUAAGUGCUUUGUCAGUUAUUAAAUCUAACGCCUCAAGAAAGUCCAAAGUUUCUCAUGUUCCCGCUGAAGGAAAAGCAGAAGAGGAAUUGGAAGAAACUGAAGAGAGAGCAGCUAGUGCGAUGUCUGCUAUGUCUAAUGUUUCUGCAACAUCAAAGUCCAAGGUUUCUGAACUUUGUGUCAAAGAAACCGAAAGAGCAUCCAGCGUUAUGUCUGCUAAGUACAAUAUGUCAGCAAGACACAAGAAAUACGACAUUUCUGAUGAUCCCGCUGCAGAACAGGAUCAAACUCUUCCAGCUGAGGAAAAUGGAGAAGAGGAUUUGGAAAAGUCUGAAGAGAGAGCACCUAGUGCUACGUCAGCUAAUUCUAAUGUUUCUGCAAAAUCAAAGAAAACGAAGGUUUCUCAAAUUUGUGUUGAAGAUGACAGAUCAUCCAGCAGCAUGUCUGCUAAGUACAACCGGUCCGCAAGACACAAGAAAUACUACGUUCCUUAUGAUCCCGCUGGAGAAGAGGAUCAACCUGAGGAGAGAGCACCUAGCGCCAUGUCUGCUAAGUACAACCGGUCAGGAAGAUAUGAGAAAUACUAUGUUUCUAAAGAAAAAGAGGAUCAAACUGAAGAGAGACCAUUGAGUGGUAUGUCUGCUAUGUCCAAUGGUUCUGAAGCACCUGCUGUGGAAAACGCAGAAGCAGAGGAGGAAACAGCUGGAGAAGGUCCAGAGAAGGAAACAGCUGGAGAAGGUCCAGAGAAGGAAACAGCUGGAGAAGGUCCAGAGAAGGAAACAGCUGGAGAAGGUCCAGAGAAGGAAACAGCUGGAGAAGGUCCAGAGAAGGAAACAGCUGGAGAAGGUCCAGAGAAGGAAACAGCUGGAGAAGGUCCAGAGAAGGAAACAGCUGGAGAAGGUCCAGAGAAGGAAACAGCUGGAGAAGGUCAAACUGGAGAGAAAGCAGAAGAGGUAGAAAAAACAGAGGGUGUUCCCGCUGAACAAACUGAUGAAUCUGAGCAUGAAAUGGAAGCUAAGUCAGCUAAGUCUAAUGUCUCUACCAGAUCAAAGAAGACUAAUGUUUCUCUAUUUUGCGUUGAAGAAACUAAGAGAUCAUCCAGCGCUAUGUCUUGUAAGUACAACCGAUCAUCAAGAUUCAAUAAAUACUACGUUUCUGAUGAAACUGAAAAGAGAUCAGCUAUGUCUGAUAAAUCCAAUAUUUCUGAUGAUCCUUCUGAAGACAACGCAGAAGAUGAAUUUGGGAAAACUGAGGAGAGAGCACCUAGUGCUAUGUCUGCUAAGUCUAAUGUCUCAGCAAGAUCGAAGAAAUCUAAAGCUGCCGAGGAAGACACUGAAGAGGGAGCCGAAGAAAGAGCAGAAACUGAGAUAGCAGAAGAAACAGACAACAGAGCUCCCAGUGUUAGGUCUUUUAAGUCCAAUGUUUCUGCAAGAUCAGCGAUGUCUAAAUCUUCUGAAGAUCCUCCCGAGGAAAACGAAGACAAGGAAUUGGAAGAAAUGAAAGAGAGACAACCUAGUGCUAAGUCAGUUAAGUCCAAUGUUUCUGCAAAAUCAAAGAAGUCAAAGGUUUCUCAACUUUGUCCUGAAGAGGAAACUGAAGAGCGAGCACCCAGCGCUUUGUCUGGUAGGUCUGCUGUGUCGGCAAGAUGCAAGAAAUCAAAAGCUUCUGAAGUUCCUGCUGAAGACAGCCAUGAAAAUGAAAUAGGUGAAACUAGAGAGAGGCCAACUUGUGCUAUGUCUGUUAAGUCCGAAGUUGCAUCUGAAGAAACUGCUGAACCUAAGGAUGAAACAGAGGAUCGAGGUCCCAGUGCUAUGUCAACCAAGUCAGCUAAGUCUAAUGUUUCAGCAAGAUCAAACAAAUCCAAAGCUUCCAAAAUCCCUGCUGCUGAAGAGGAUCAAUUUAAAGAGAGAGCACCCAGCAGUAUGUCUGCUAAAUCUAAUGUUUCUACAAGACAUGUGAAGCCUAAAGCUUCAGAAGUUCUUCCUGUGGAAAAUGGAGAUGAAGAAUUGGAAGACGUUGAAGAGAGAGCACCCAGUGCCAUGUCUGGCAGGUCAGCUAAGUCGAAUGUUUCUGCAAAAUCAAAGAGGUCCAAGGUUUCUCAACUUUGUGUCAAAGAAACCGAGAGACCAUCCAGCGUUAUGUCUGCUAAGUACAAUAUGUCAGCAAGACACAAGAAAUACGACAUUUCUGAUGAUCCCGCUGCAGAACAGGAUCAAACCGAGGAGAGAGCAGCUAGUGCGAUGUCAGCCAAGUCAAAUGCUUUAGCAAGAACAACUAAAUCUAAAACUUCUGAAGUUACAGCUGAGGAAACUGUUGACCUUGAAAACCAAACAGAAUAUGCUACUGCCAAAGUGAAGGCACGAGAGGAUGUAAAGGAAACUGAAGAGAGAGCAGCUAGUGCGAUGUCAGCCAAGUCAAAUGCUUUAGCAAGAACAACUAAAUCUAAAACUUCUGAAGUUACAGCUGAGGAAACUGUUGACCUUGAAAACCAAACAGAAUAUGCUACUGCCAAAGUGAAGGCACGAGAGGAUGUAAAGGAAACUGAAGAGAGAGCACCUAGUGCUAUGUCAGCUAAAUCAAAUGUCUCAGCAAGAUCUAAAAGGUCAAAAGUUUCAGUUAUUGAACCUGACCAUGAAACAGAGGAGCGAGCACUCAGAGAGGAGGAGACUGCUAAGUCACAUUCAUCUGCAAGAUCAAGGAAGUCCAAAGUUUUUGAAGUAAAUUCUAUAGAAAAAGCUGAAGAGCAAGUAGAGGAAAAUGUGGUGAAUGCACCAAGUGCUGUAUCUGCUAAGUCUGCAAAGUCAGCUAAGACCAAUGCGUCAGACAAAUCUAACUGCAUUUACUGUAGCUCCAAACCGAAAGAUAGUACAACUGCUGAAGUGGCUGAGAGACCUAAAAGCAACAUGUCCAACGUGUCUUCCCAUCUACAAGUCAAAGGACAAAAGGACAAAAACAAUAAGGAUGAAGCCAAAAGUGACAAAGGGAGUGACAUUUCAAGAAAGACAAACAGGUCAAAUAAGACUGCCACUAGAGAUCAUGUGGACACUCCCAGACCUAACUCUGUUGCGUCAGAGAGUUGUCUCACUCCUUCCCCACCAGAGUGCCCACCAACCCCCAGAAAAAUCAAACGUCCUGUUAUUUUACUUGGUGGCUCGAGUGACAGUAAUAAGUCACAUGCAGCAUAUCCAGUGGAAGAGAACAUCUCAUGCAAUGGCCCCUUGGAAGUGACAGACAGGAAUGUCAGCGACAACAAAAGUGACAAGAGUGGCAAGUGCAAACAGAGGAAAGGGGUUCCCUUACUCAGUUUCUCCCGACAGUUGCUGGAAGGAGAAGUCUCUGAGCUGGUUCCCUCCAAUCUACCAAACGCCUCUCCAACAGAGGUGGUGAAUGAGUGGCUUAAGAAAAUACCGUCUGACAGUGCGAUGUACGACAUUGGGGAUGAAUUCAUUGACAGAGGCCAUUCACCAGAAGAACUACCGCAAAAGGAAAAACCAAAAGAGGAUAUUGACACCAUUGCUGAGUGUGAAACUCAAAACGAAAAAAAGGAAGAGCUCAAAGAGACAGUGGUCAACCAUGUGGCUGACAGUGAGGAGCCAGUGGAGACCCCACCAGAGACCCCACCAGAAGACACUCGCCCCUGCACCGCUCCACAGGAAGAGGUAUCAAAGAGCUUUCACUCCUCAGUUCAGGUGAUGAAAGUCCUGUUGAAUCCUAAGCUUGACCGGUGUAACAGUUUACCUGAAGUUUCCCCAGUGUACGGACGUAAACUGAGCACCUCAGCCAGAGGUCUCCUGGAUUGCCUCGCAAAGCUGCAGUUGAUAGACUUUGAUCCCAACUACGAUGCAAACGCCAAGGACACAAGGUACAGAGAGCUAAUGAACAUCCUCCAGUCCCUCUGGUUGUGUGACCCAGCAGAAGGUGGAAAGUCACAGCAGAAUGGCUGUGAUCAACACUCUGUGGACGGUGAUGGGAAAGCAAGGUCGUCCUCUGGGGUGGAUGUCAGCAGUGGCUCAACAGGCUCAGGUAAGAGUUCAGGCCGUGUGGCUCAGGCAACGAACGCAGAGGGGGAAGCGUUGGUGAAGGUACAAGAAGUUGAUGAAAUGGCACAGAAAGAUGAAAACCCAGAGUCCUCAGCACCAAUGUCUGAUACAGCCACUCCGGACAUAGCCAGUCGGGUCCAAUGGACCCCCGAAGAAGGAGGAGAAGGAGCAAUAGCAGUGGAGGAAGAGAAACAAAAAGAUGAAGACGUCCCGGAGUCUGAUGACACCAUUAGAAAUGAAAGUCUGAGAGAAUUACCAGAAACACCCCCGUCUUCCAAUAAGAGCUCAGACCCUCGAGAGGACACAAGCUCUGGCUCUCCUCCAUCUGUCCAAAGGGCACAACUAAACAAAAAGGUUUCCCUGGAUCCUGAUCCUGUCUGGGUCUUGAAGUUACUGAACAAACUAGAGAAGCAGUUCAUGACACAUUAUAUGGAUGCCAUGGCUGAGUUCAAGGUUCGCUGGAACUUGGACAACAACGAACAACUCAAUGCCAUGAUAGCUGAACUGAAAGACGAUGUAAGGAGGAGAAUACAACUAAGCAUCGACAGGGAACUGAGGAAGAUCCACGGUCGGGCUGGAAGACCAAGACCACCCAAAGAAGCCUUGUCACGAGAAUCAAAUGCACAAACAGAGACAAGGCGAAGAAGACUGAAAGUUGUGCGUGACCAGUCCAUUGAUAACCGGGUUGAUAAAAGUGAGGAUGCAACCUGCACUUCCUUCAGUGACCAACGGAGUGAUGAUGAAUAUUGCCCUUGUGAAGCAUGUUUACAAAAGAAACUGGAAUUGGGGCCACUGCUUCCUGCAGAAGUCCUGCAUACUGCACCAGUCAUGAUGGCUUUUGAUCUAAAGUCAAUUCUUCAGUUGAAAAGGGAACCUACUCCAAAGACACAAGAAGCUGAUGUUACAGAUGACACUGAAACGGUGGUAGUGAAAGCUGGCAUUGCACAUGCUUUUGAUUUAAAGUCAAUAAUUCUCCAGUCGAAAAAGGACAGUCCACCACAGAUACAAGUAGAAGUCAAUGUUGCAGAUGAGACUGAAGGUAUGGAUGAAGCCAAAGCAGCGGAAACUCUUGUUGAAAAUGUUAUCAAUGGGGCUAAGAAGGAGAUGAAGGAAUCACAACAAAAAUAUGCUGAAAUGGGUGACAAAGCUGAGACAGCAGAAUCUGAUGUAGAAGUGACAGCUGAAGGUGAAGCAAUAGAAGAGGGGGAUGCUGAAACAGAUACUGCUGAAGAUGAAGCAGAUGAAGAAGAAACUGAGGAAGCUGAGACAGCAGCUAAGGAAGCAGAGGGAAAGGAGGUGGAUGCUGAAUCAAAUAAUACUGAAGCUGAGAUAGAGGAAGCAGAAGAGAGUGGUAAAGCAGAGAUAGCAGUGUGUUGUGAAGCCGGGGAAGAGGAGGAAGUCGAAGCAGAGACAGCUGAAGAUGAAACAUUGGAAGAAGAAACUUCUGAAGCAGAAACAGCAGCUAAUAAUGAAGCAGCAGGAGAAGAGGAGGAAGCUGAAGCAGAAACAGCAGAAGCUGAGACAGCAGAAGAUGAAGCGGGAGAAGAAGAAACUGCUGAAGGAGAGACAGUAGCUGAUGACGAAACAGCAGGAGAAGAAGAGGCAGCUGAAGAAGACACUGCGGGAGAGGAAGAAGUUGAAGCAGAAACAGCAGAAGCUGAGACAGCAGAAGAUGAAGCGGGAGAAGAAGAAACUGCUGAAGGAGAGACAGUAGCUGAUGACGAAACAGCAGGAGAAGAAGAGGCAGCUGAAGAAGACACUGCGGGAGAGGAAGAAGUUGAAGCAGAAACAGCAGAAGCUGAGACAGCAGAAGAUGAAGCGGGAGAAGAAGAAACUGCUGAAGGAGAGACAGUAGCUGAUGACGAAACAGCAGGAGAAGAAGAGGCAGCUGAAGAAGACACUGCGGGAGAGGAAGAAGUUGAAGCAGAAACAGCAGAAGCUGAGACAGCAGAAGAUGAAGCGGGAGAAGAAGAAACUGCUGAAGGAGAGACAGUAGCUGAUGACGAAACAGCAGGAGAAGAAGAGGCAGCUGAAGAAGACACUGCGGGAGAGGAAGAAGUUGAAGCAGAAACAGCAGAAGCUGAGACAGCAGAAGAUGAAGCGGGAGAAGAAGAAACUGCUGAAGGAGAGACAGUAGCUGAUGACGAAACAGCAGGAGAAGAAGAGGCAGCUAAAGAAGACACUGUGGGAGAGGAAGAAGUUGAAGCAGAAACAGGAAAAGAUGAAGAUGCAGAAGAAGAAAUUGAUAAAGUUAUAGCAGCAGGAUCAACGCCAGGAGAAGAGGAGAGCACUGAAGCAGCUGAUAAUAAAAUGUCAGGAAAGGAGGAAUCUGAAGCUGAAACUGCAGAGGCAGAGACAGCUGAUGUAACAGCAGAAGAAGAUGAGACUGCGGAAGUAGAGGCAGAUGAAGAGGAGACUGCAGGAGACGAGGAGAGUGCUGAGGCAGAGACAUCCGGAGAUGAAGCAGGAGAGGAGGAGACUGCUGAGGCAGAGACUACAGAUGAUGGAACAGCAGGAGAAGAGACUGCUGAAGUAGAAUCAGCUGAAGAGGAGACUGCAGGAGACGAGGAGAGUGCUGAGGCAGAGACAUCCGGAGAUGAAGCAGGAGAGGAGGAGACUGCUGAGGCAGAGACUGCAGAUGAUGGAACAAGAGGAGAAGAGACUGCUGAAGUAGACGCAGCUGAAGGGAAGAAUGCAGGAGAGGAAGAGAGUGCUGAAGCUGAAACAGCUGGAGAUGAAACUGCCAAAGAAGAGGAGGAUGCUGAAGUAGAGACAGCCGACGAGGAAACUGCAGAAGCUGAAACAGUUGAAAAUGAAACAGUUGAAGGGGAGGAGGAUGCUGAAUCUGAGGCAGCAGAAGAGGAAGCUGCCAGAGACGAAGACACAGUGGAGGCAGAGGCAGAAACCAAUGAUGAUGCAGCAGGGGAAGAGGAGAUUUCUAAAGCUGAGACUGCAGACGGUGAGACACCUGGAGAAGAUGAAACCACAGGGCACGAGUCCUCAGAAAAUGAAACAACUGGUGAUGAGUCGGCCGAAAUUGAAACAACUGGAGACGAAUCGGCACCAGCUGAAACUGCAGGAGAAGGGACAGCUGACAAUGAAACAGCAGGAGAGGAGGAGAGUGCUGAAGCUGAAACAGCUGGAGACGAAUCGGCACCAGCUGAAACUGCAGGAGAAGGGACAGCUGACGAUGAAACAGCAGGAGAGGAGGAGAGUGCUGAAGAUGAAUCAGCUGAGGGAGAAGAGCAGACAGCUGGAGAUGAAACUGGAAGAGAUGAGAAUGAAAACGCGGGAGAAGAAUCGUCAGAAGCUGAGGCAUUUGAAGACGAAGCAGCAAGUAAAAGAGCUGAGGAGAAUGUAGAAAAGGGGGAGGAUGAAACAGCAGAGGAUAAAGAGCCUGUAGUUGAAUCAAACAUUGAGGAGACGGAUUGUCAUGAUGACGUAUCGGAGAUAAAAGCAGACGACGAGGCGGAGGAGGGAGAAACGACAGACCAAUAUAUGGUUCCGGAGGAGACAGGAACAGAACAAGAAGAUGAUACAAAUGCAGGAGACAAUGUAGGAAACGAGGCAGAAGAAGCAAAGACAAACAAAUUAAAUGCAGAAAAUGGAAGCCAAGACCAGGCCGAGAACGUUGUAGGGGGGUCUGAAAAAGAUGAAGAAGUGGAAACUACAGAGGGCAAUGAGACAGCCAAUGAAGAGGAUUGCUGCGGAAACGUUGGGUACUCAGCCGACGGAGAGGAUGAAGCUGAGGAUGAGUCUGAGUUGGAAAUAUCAACAGAUGAGGGAGAACAAUCAGAGGUGGCAGCUAUCGGGAAGGAAACUGUUGAGGAAACUCCAAUGACCUCAUUCGAUGCCUUGGCCCGAGCAGAGUACUCUGAAGACAGUGCUUACGCCGAUGUUGAGGAUUCAGAGACUGACGGUAACAACGAGGAGUCAGAGGCACAAGAGGACAAACCAGAAGAGGAGGAGGGUGAUAUCUCAGCAGAGGGUCAGGCUGAGCUUCAUGUUGAAGAGACUCCAGUUGAGGAGCUGCAGGAGGAGGAGAAGGAGGAGGAGACUCCAGUUGAAGAGACUCCUGUUGAGGAGUUGCAGGAGGAAGCGGAGGAGGAAGCUGAGGAGAUGGAAGAAGUUGAGAUGGAGGAAGUUGAGGAGACUCCUAUUGAGGAGCUGAAGGAAGAAGCUGAGGAGGAGCAGGCUGAAGUGGAGGAGGAGGCUGAGGAGGAUGCAGCUGAAGAUGAUGCUGCUGAGGAGGAGCAGGAAGAAGUUGAGGAGACUCCUAUUGAGGAGCUGAAGGAAGAAGCUGAGGAGGAGGAGGCUGAAGAGGAGGCAGCUGAAGCUGAUGCUGCUGAGGAGGAGCAGGAAGAAGUUGAGGAGACUCCUAUUGAGGAGCUGAAGGAAGAAGCUGAGGAGGAGGAGGCUGAAGAGGAGGCAGCUGAAGCUGAUGCUGCUGAGGAGGAGCAGGAAGAAGUUGAGGAGCAGCAGGAAGCAGCUGAUGAGGAAACUACUGACAAUGAGGCAUCUGAUGAGGAAGAGCAGGAAGAAGGGGUGGAGGAGCCGGAAGCUGAAGAGAUUGAGGAAGCUGAGGAAGAUACUGCUGACAACGACGAUGCUGUUGAGGAAGAUCCAGCUAAUGAGGGGGAUGACAUCACAAGCAAAGGACAGUCUGAAGACGACAGUGAUAGUGGUGGACCUUCUGGGACAUCUAAUAAAAGCCUACGUGGUCAACCCACCAAGUCUUCCAUGGAAUCACAACCAGGCUCACUGGACAAAGUCCUGGAUGAAGAGGCAGCGACAGAAUCCAACAGCGAGAAGAGUUCACAGAUAGGUUCAGGGGAAAGGUCGGGCCACCACCUCUCUGUGAAGAGCAACCAGAUGUACCCUACAGACACAGAGGACGAAAGCAGGGUGUCAGAAUGCACAGAGGCAGUCAGCGAAGUCCUCGAGGGACAAGUCGUUCACCCAAAUAAGAAGACUCCGAAGAAGACUCCGAAGAAGACUCCGAAGAAAAGUCCGAAGAAGUAGAAGAAGAAAAAAAAGUAAAGCCAAGUAAAA